Ricinus communis (castor bean) is the source of this 1153-nucleotide messenger RNA. RefSeq names its product ras-related protein Rab11D. Gene Ontology annotation, molecular function: GTP binding; GTPase activity. The transcript has 2 exons. The record is from RefSeq and is a predicted model, not a curated record. Lineage: Eukaryota; Viridiplantae; Streptophyta; Magnoliopsida; Malpighiales; Euphorbiaceae. Bases 163 to 840 code for a protein of 225 amino acids. Gene Ontology annotation, cellular component: endosome.
UUGAUUGAUUGAUUGAUUAAAUAUAGACACAGUGUUCGGCUUCCAGAGAAAGAGAGAAGACUAUUAAAGACUAGGGACUGAGAUCUGCUGCUACCAGUGAACUCUGAUCAGUGAUCUCUCUUUGUUUCAUUGAUUUCGGUACGCAGUGUCGUCAGUACAGAGAUGGCGAAUGGAGGAGGGUAUGGUGAUCAGAGCCAGAAGAUAGAUUAUGUGUUUAAAGUGGUGCUAAUAGGAGACUCAGCGGUAGGGAAAUCACAGAUACUAGCAAGAUUUGCGAGGAAUGAGUUCAGUUUAGACUCCAAGGCUACUAUUGGUGUCGAGUUCCAGACCAGAACCCUUGUUAUCCAGCACAAGAGUGUCAAAGCCCAGAUCUGGGAUACCGCUGGUCAAGAACGCUAUAGAGCAGUCACGAGUGCAUAUUAUAGGGGUGCUGUUGGAGCAAUACUGGUGUAUGACAUAACCAAACGUCAGACAUUUGAUCACAUACCCCGCUGGCUAGAAGAACUGCGGAGCCAUGCUGACAAGAACAUAGUUAUCAUUCUGGUUGGCAACAAAUGCGAUCUUGAGAGCCAGCGUGUCGUACCAACUGAGGAUGCCAAGGAAUUUGCCCAAAAGGAAGGCUUGUUCUUCUUAGAGACUUCCGCUUUGGAAUCAACUAAUGUUGAGACUGCCUUCUUGACUGUGUUGACAGAGAUCUUUAAUAUCGUUAACAAGAAGACCCUGGCUGGUGCUGAUAAUCAAACAAAUGGCAACCCUGCAUCCUUGGGCGGCAAGAAAAUUGUUGUUCCAGGCCCUGCACAAGUAAUUCCUGAAAAAAGCAAGUGUUGUAGCUCAUUGUAAUUUGAUCAGACAUGGGUUUUGAAAUGUGUGGUUUUCUGUUCUAUGCUCCUAAUAGCAAUUCUUGAAAGGUGUGAUAUGUUCUGUUGUAAAUUUUUCCAUUGGUUUAGUUUAGUUGCACCGAGCAGCUGAUAAAUUGCAUACCAAAGUAGAUCUGAGUUGCGGUUUAGCUUUUUUGCCUUGUUCUGAAAUAUAAGUUUCUCAAACUCAUUUAUUGUUACCUUUGAAGGUCAGGAGAAAAGGAUGAGGGAGAGAGUAUCAGAACCCUUUUGAUCAAAUGCAAAGUGAGCAAAUGGAAAUUGGUUAUUUCUUUUUA